GUUUCACGCGCUCCGAUUACUUGAUAUUGCUUUGCGACCCUAAUGUUAGAUUUAUUACUAACAACAGCUGAUCGAUUCAACCUAACCUCAACUUUCUCUUUCGGCCGCUAAACAAUUGUCCUUUUUGGAAAACAAAUUUUCAGAUGCAAGCAUUAAGCAGACCAUUAGCAGGCGCUAUAAUGCAAAGCUUGAUGAGAAACAACGCAAAGCAGUUUAUAUUUUGGAGCAAACAUUUGAGCAGAACAUGUAGCUCCAAAACAAUUGCAACCGAAGGCCCAGAAAAGCUCCCCUACAAUGAUCUAAUGCAGCAACGCCAGCAGCAAGCUACCCGCAGUAUAGUGGUGCAAGUGCAAUCAGAAAAGUCAUUCCCCGAAUUGUAUAACUAUUGCGCCAGUUUUGGGCAAAUACUCAGCGCUCAUCAUUACCGCAUACAACAUGAGGACGAUCAGCAUUAUAUAUUGCUGGAGUUUGCCAGCACGCAAGAGGCCUCCACUGCAAUUUCUGCCUCAGCGUACAAUGAUGAGCUUUCCGGUGUGACAGCGCAUUCACCCUUUCUUUGGUUCAGAGCGGCGAGCAGCAAGCGUGAGCUAAAAGCAGCAGCCAGAUCAACAACAGCCGCGUUGGUUGUAAUUGGUGGCACUGAAAUGCUUGAUAAUAAUGCUUUGAACGAACUUUUAUCCGAAUCGCAAAAUUUAGAUCAACAAAUUUUGCUUUUGCACCAGCGCACGCAACUCAACGAUUUGGGCGUGCGUUUACGUUUCCUAGCAGCACUGCAAGUACAACAGGCUGUGUCCGGCAUGUUUCCCUUUGCAAAUGCGCAACCUUUUGGUUCAUCAGUAAAUGGCUUUGGCAGAAUGGGCUGUGAUUUAGAUUUAAUAUUGCGCUUUGAUCGCGAAGUUAUUGGUACAGCUGCCAUGCAGCGGCGAAAUAACGACGCGCGUUUAGUUUUUCAUACAAAGGAAAAUUUAGCUAAUGGACGUUCGCAAACACAGCGACAAAUGGAAAGUGUUGGAGAUAUGUUACAUCUCUUCUUGCCCGGUGUAUGUCACGUGCGACGAAUACUGCAGGCGCGUGUGCCAAUUAUUAAAUAUCAUCAUGAGCACUUAAAUUUGGAAGUAGAUCUUUCCAUGAGCAAUCUCACCGGCUUCUACAUGUCAGAAUUGCUCUACAUGUUUGGCGAGUUCGAUGAACGCGUACGCCCACUGACGUUCUGUAUUCGGCGUUGGGCCCAGGCGUGUGGCCUAACAAAUCCCUCGCCCGGGCGGUGGAUAACAAAUUUUUCGCUCACCUGCCUUGUGAUAUUCUUCCUACAACAAAUGAAGCAGCCGAUACUUCCAACGAUCAACGCGCUAAUGAAAUCCGCCACACCAGAAGAUAUACGUCUCACCGAAGACGGCAUAAAUUGCAGCUUCGCACGAGAUUUCGAGCGCAUUGGCUUUCGUAGUAGCAACACAACCAACGCGAGUGAAUUAUUGCUGCAAUUUUUCGAAUUCUAUUCGCAAUUUGAUUUUCAUAAUCGCGCGAUAUCAUUGAAUGAGGGACGAGCCAUUGCGAAGCCUGAUCACUCGGCGCUUUAUAUUGUAAACCCGCUAGAACAGGUGUUGAAUGUCAGCAAAAAUAUUAGCCACGAAGAGUGCGAGCGACUGCGCAUUGAGGUGCGUAAUGCUGCUUGGGUGCUCGAAUCGGAAGUGGAGCAUCCCUCAGUACCGGACAGUGAAAGAGCUGAGGCGUCAUGGGGAAUUCUGCGUCUGUUCAAAGCAAAUGGCAAAUCUAUUAUACGGCCGAAUAUGUUUUUUAAACCACGCAUGGUUGACGUUAGCGAACUGUUUGAUAACUC
Rhagoletis pomonella (apple maggot) is the source of this 1837-nucleotide messenger RNA. It is a transcript of the gene MTPAP, whose product is annotated as poly(A) RNA polymerase, mitochondrial. NCBI's taxonomy places the organism in Eukaryota, Metazoa, Arthropoda, Insecta, Diptera, Tephritidae. Gene Ontology annotation, molecular function: poly(A) RNA polymerase activity. Gene Ontology annotation, biological process: mitochondrial mRNA polyadenylation. The record is from RefSeq and is a predicted model, not a curated record.